GCCACUGAAGAAAAGCAAAGGAAUAUUUUGAAAACGAAAGGUAACAAAGGUGAAAAAAGUAAGGAAGGUGAUAAAGCCUGAAGAAGCGAAAGGGCCUAUGUUUACUGAAGUUGAGAGAACGUUCCUUGAGCUUCAGUUAGCUGAAGCUAACAGGAAAGUAGCGAGACUCAGGACAACAGUUGAAGAGCUCGAAUUAAAGAAUAAGGAAAUGAAGAAGAAUUACAACAAAUUAGACGAAGACAGGGCAGAUAUUAUUGCCUACUUAAAGAAGGUUCUAAACAACAAAAAUGGGGAAAUUAAUGAGUUAAAAGAACAGGUCAAAACGUUAGAAGAAACAAGACUAGUUGAAAUAGCUGAACACAAAAAGAAUGUUGCUGAGAUGGAGAAGAAUUUCAAGGUUAUGAAAGAACAGCUAACUUCAGAAUGUAAACUUUGACUAGUAAACUUAACACGAUGGAAGAAUUCCGAGUCACUAGAGAUAUUUUGAUGGCGAAAUUUGAGAAACAGGAACAGAAACUAAAAGAACAAGAAAUGAUGUAUAAAAGAAAGAUAUAUGAUAUCGAAAAGAAAUUUGU
Messenger RNA from Leguminivora glycinivorella, 575 nucleotides. RefSeq lists its product as uncharacterized. The transcript has a single exon. Gene Ontology annotation, cellular component: ciliary basal body; cilium. The coding region runs from base 98 to 436 and encodes 112 amino acids. Gene Ontology annotation, molecular function: microtubule binding. The record is from RefSeq and is a predicted model, not a curated record. NCBI's taxonomy places the organism in Eukaryota, Metazoa, Arthropoda, Insecta, Lepidoptera, Tortricidae.